Endocarpon pusillum Z07020 is the source of this 4188-nucleotide messenger RNA. RefSeq lists its product as uncharacterized. The coding region runs from base 1 to 4188 and encodes 1395 amino acids. The transcript is spliced from 12 exons. Gene Ontology annotation, cellular component: membrane. Lineage: Eukaryota; Fungi; Ascomycota; Eurotiomycetes; Verrucariales; Verrucariaceae. Gene Ontology annotation, biological process: intracellular calcium ion homeostasis. Gene Ontology annotation, molecular function: P-type ion transporter activity; ATPase-coupled monoatomic cation transmembrane transporter activity; ATP binding. The record is from RefSeq and is a predicted model, not a curated record.
AUGGAUAACCCCGAACGCCCUGGCUUUGGCCAGCUUAAGCGGAGCUUGUCUGGCACACAGAGAACGUAUCGUCGCAACUCCACCAUGAGCAAUGCAAGCUUCGUCUCAGAAGUCGAGAUGGCACAAGAUGAGGUCUUUGCCGGACCAAUGUCAGAAAGCAUACCUACCAGCAUCACCGGCUUUGCUCAUCGACGUGGACGCACGGAUUCUAUUACCAGCUUCACCUAUUUCCAGGAAGAUAAUGAAGCCCCAGAGUGGCCAGAGGAAGAGGCUGUGGCGGAUAACAGCGAUGAGGAUGACAUCCUUGACGAUAUGGGCGAUAGAGACCUUGAAGCUGGCAAUGUCAGUAGGAAACAGAGGUCCUCUUCGGAGAGGUCGCGCUUUUCAGCAGAUCAGCCAUUACUCAAGCGUUCCGAUUCGACUCGAAGUGAUACUCGAGCACUUAAGGAAGGAGGGAGCUUCAGCCAGAAAUUAUACAUUGUCACCGAAGACAUGACCAUUGUGAUUGCUGGCUUCAGAACAAGCAUGCUGGGUUUUGCUGCAUACACGGCCAUAUGCGUUUGUACACUGGGACUCGCCUAUCUCCUGUUUAGAUGGAUGCCGAGGUGGCGCGUCAAGAUUGUUGGGUCACCUGCUCCCUUGAAAGCAUGUUCUUGGGUGGUCAUAGAGGUGAGCUUCUGGACAGGUAGACCGAAGGCGCAUACGUGGGCUAAGAAUGGUCAGAACCAAUGGGGCGAGUUCACCGUGCAUCGAGUAUCGACCGAGCAGUAUGGACAUCCUCUCUCCACAGUUUUUGGAUUUCCGCCAAAAGAGAUUCUGAAUGGAUAUCAUGAUGAUGACGACGCCAUCCUAGACACUCUUAAGGUACUGGACUAUCGCUACAUGCGCCUGUUGUUUCAUCCCCUCGAGGACAAAUUUAUUUUGAACAAUCACUGGACCGAUUCGCAGUGGACGGACAUCAAGGCACUUCGUGCAGGCCUAGACUCUGAUGAAAGAGAUAUUCGAGAUCAAGUCUUUGGGAAGAAUGUGCUGGAGAUCAAGCAAAAGUCAAUUCCACAACUUCUGAUGGAUGAGGCAUUUCACCCUUUCUACGUAUUCCAAAUUGCAAGUUUGGUACUUUGGUCGUUGGACGAGUACUACUAUUAUGCCACUGCGAUCUUCGUUAUCUCCGUCUUUAGCAUUACGACCACCAUCGCUGAAACCAGAUCUACCAUGACAAGACUCCGAGAGAUUUCACGAUUUGAGUGCGAUGUACGCGUGUUGCGGAACGGCUUUUGGCGAUCCGUGGUCUCUGGCGACCUUGCUCCCGGCGACGUGUACGAGGUUUCGGAUCCAUCAUUGACGCAGGUUCCUGCAGACAGUCUUUUGUUGGCAGGUGACUGCAUCAUAAAUGAGAGCAUGCUCACAGGAGAGUCGAUACCUGUAUCAAAGAUCCCCGUGACAGACAACUCCCUCGCUCUGUUGGAUCCGAGCGCUGCUUCAAUCCAUCCAAUUCUUGCCAGACAUUUUCUCUUCUGUGGCACCAAGAUAAUCCGGGCAAGACGACCGCAGGAUGUUGAUGACGAUGAGGCUGUUGCUCUUGCGAUGGUUGUGAGAACUGGGUUCAAUACAACAAAGGGAGCCCUCGUCCGAUCCAUGCUAUUUCCCAAGCCCUUCGGCUUCAAAUUCUACCAAGAUUCCUUCCGCUAUAUAUUUGUAAUGGCCUGCAUCGCAGCAGUUGGCUUCAUUGCUUCCUUUAUCAACUUUGUUCGAUUAGACAUGGCCUGGAAAUUUAUCUUGAUCCGCGCUUUAGACCUGAUCACGAUCGUGGUGCCACCAGCCCUGCCCGCGACUCUCACCAUUGGCACAAAUUUCGCUCUGUCACGACUUCGAAAACGGAACAUUUUCUGCAUCAGUCCACAGAGGGUCAACAUCAGUGGUAAGCUUGAUGUGGUUUGUUUUGACAAAACUGGGACCCUGACACAGGACGGUUUGGACGUGCUCGGCGUUCGUCUCGUUCAACAUCCAGAGAUCAGGUUUAGCGAUCUCCUGCUCGAAGCCCCCGAUGUGCUGCCUGCAGCUUCCUACGAGCGUGAUCCGACGGUUGACUAUCGCAUCAACAAGCAUAUUCUAUAUACAAUGGCGACAUGUCAUUCCUUACGCCUCGUUGACGGAGAGCUCAUCGGAGAUCCUCUAGAUCUGAAGAUGUUCGAGUUCACUGGAUGGUUUUUUGAUGAGGGUGAGCAGCAACAAAACGGCUUCGUCCAAGAGGAUGAAAGUUUGCAUUCCGCACUCCCUAUCGCUCGUCCUCCUCCAGGAAUGGAGUACGACCUCGAUGACUCCCAAGACAGCGACAAUCCUCUCCCAGUAGAACUUGGCAUACUUCGAUCAUUCGAAUUUGCCGCUCACUUACGGAGAGCGAGUGUCAUAGUCCGACAACGGGGCGACCCAGGCGCUCAUAUAUUUGUCAAGGGAGCGCCAGAAGUGAUGAAAGACAUUUGCCAGGCCUCAAGCAUUCCAUCAGAGUACGACGAUCUCCUCAGCUACUACACCCAUAGAGGAUUUCGUGUGAUUGCCUGCGCCUCUAAAUACUUGUCGAAGCUUUCAUCGGACCGCACUCAGAAGAUGGAACGAGCCGAAGCUGAAUCGCGCCUUCAGUUGACUGGCUUCAUCGUGUUUGAGAACAAGUUGAAGGACGCUACCACCAAGGUCAUUGAGGAACUGAACGAAGCAGCCAUUCGCAAUGUCAUGUGCACUGGCGACAAUAUCCUUACCGCAAUCAGCGUUGCAAGGGAAUGUAAAUUGAUAGACCGCAGUGAGCAUUGUUUUGUGCCACAUUUUGUUGAAGGCGACAGGCUCGACCCCAGGGCACGACUUGUCUGGGAGAGUGUGGACAAUUCAGUCUAUCAGUUGGACGAGAAUACGUUGAUGCCUCUGUUACCGCCAGCGGAAUAUGACUCCUCUGCGCCGUACGACACCAUUGGUCUCCGCGAUUUUUCGCUCGCAGUCACUGGCGAUGUCUUUCGCUGGAUCAUCGACUUUGGCUCUCAGGAGAUAAUGCAACGAAUGCUCGUAAAGGGUCAGGUUUUCGCUCGGAUGUCGCCUGAUGAGAAACAUGAGCUUGUAGAGAAGCUUCAGAGCAUUGACUAUUGCUGUGGCUUCUGUGGCGACGGUGCCAAUGAUUGUGGUGCACUCAAAGCAGCAGACGUAGGCGUCUCACUUUCGGAGGCGGAAGCCUCGGUAGCCGCUCCAUUCACAAGCCGCGUAUUCGAUAUAUCCUGCGUGCCCGAGCUGAUUCGAGAGGGCCGGGCAGCUUUGGUAACAAGCUUCUGCUGUUUUAAAUAUAUGAGCUUAUACUCGGCCAUCCAAUUCACGUCAGUCAGCUUCCUUUACGCAUCUGCCUCAAAUCUCGGCGAUUUUCAAUUUCUCUUCAUCGAUCUCUGCCUUAUCCUUCCCAUUGCGGUUUUCAUGGGAUGGACAGGAGCAUAUCCUACUUUGAGUCGCAAACGGCCUACCGCCAGCCUUGUAUCCCGCAAGAUUCUGACCUCUCUCCUUGGGCAAAUUGUUCUCUGUAUCAUGGUUCAAGCUGUUGCCUUUGAUCUGGUCCAGAAACAACCAUGGUACAAGCCUCCAGAGAAAGGCGUUGACCACCCGAGCGUCGACAACUCACAAGAUACAGCUCUCUUUCUUGUCUCCUGCUACCAGUAUAUUCUUUCCGGGGUCGUUCUCAGUGUUGGUGCACCAUUCAGACAGUCGAUGACCGCCAAUGUUCCCUUCGUCGUCACUAUUGUUGUGACCUUGCUUAUGUCGUUGUAUAUGCUACUUGACCCUGCCGAAUGGUUAUCGAAUUUCAUGGAUCUGACAGAAAUGUCUCUCGAUUUCAAAUUAGUUCUGUUGGUGCUCGCUGCCUUUGGCUUUGCUGUUGCCUAUGUCGCAGAACGACGUAUCUUCCCAACUGGUUCUGCUGAUGUCGGCAUUGACGGACAUGAGCAGUUAAAUUCUGUGAAAUGGGAAGUGGGCGCCAGGGGCAAGAAGGCGGACCUUCGCAUGGAGGAUGUUGAUUCCACCUGCAGUGAGCCCGCCUAUGCUAGCUACGUUCAGCAUGAUGGCACCCAGAGAGCCGUCGAGGUCCCUCAAGGUCUGAGUGCCGAGGUCGAGGAGUGGUUGGAAGAGGCCAGAAUUCAUUUGCUGGACGAGCUUGAGGGGUAA